Monodelphis domestica (gray short-tailed opossum) is the source of this 7881-nucleotide messenger RNA. RefSeq names its product TraB domain containing 2B (gene TRABD2B). Gene Ontology annotation, biological process: negative regulation of Wnt signaling pathway. NCBI's taxonomy places the organism in Eukaryota, Metazoa, Chordata, Mammalia, Didelphimorphia, Didelphidae. Gene Ontology annotation, molecular function: Wnt-protein binding; metalloendopeptidase activity. Gene Ontology annotation, cellular component: organelle membrane; plasma membrane. The record is from RefSeq and is a predicted model, not a curated record.
CUUGUUCCGCGCCGCCUGCCAGCCCGCCCGGCCCCUAGCCCGAAAACUCGCCCCAAGGAGUGAGCGAGGCAGGCGGGGAGGAAGCACUGAGACCGGAGCCGGCUGGGCUGAGGACGGAGGGGCAGGGACCCAGGCACCCCUCCCCGGAGCCCGGAGCAUCCCUGGGCCGGCGGUGGGGCUCCGGGUUGGGCUGGAUUCCGAGAGGGGCUCCUUGCCCCAACUCCGUGUCCUCGUUCCGCGACCGCUCUGUGCCCCCACUCCGCGCUCUGCCCCGUGCGCUCCGGCCCUGCCCGGGACAGACGGACAGACAGCGGCACGAUGCCCGGGAGCCUGGCGGGACUCGGGCUGGGGCUGGCGCUCGCCUUAGCCCUGCUGCUGUUGCUGCUGCUGCGCGGAGCCUGCUCCGGGUCCGGGGAGCCGCUGGACGCCGGAGGACAGUGCCGGCCGCCUGGAUCGCAGGGAGACCUGAACUCGUUUCUCUGGACCAUUCAUCGGGACCCUCCUGCCUACCUGUUUGGUACCAUCCACGUUCCGUACACGAGGGUCUGGGACUUCAUCCCAGACAAUUCCAAGGCGGCCUUCGAGGCCAGCGCCCGGGUCUAUUUUGAGCUGGACCUCACGGACCCCUACACCAUUUCGGCCCUGGCCAGCUGCCAGCUGUUGCCCCAUGGCGAGAACCUCCAGGAUGUGCUGCCCCGGGAGCUGUACCGGCGUCUCAAGCGGCACCUGGACUACGUGAAACUCAUGAUGCCCACCUGGAUGACGCCCGACCAGAGGGGCAAAGGAUUGUACGCCGACUACCUGUUCAAUGCCAUCGCGGGCAACUGGGAACGCAAGCGGCCCGUCUGGGUGAUGCUCAUGGUGAACUCGCUCACAGAGACCGACGUGCGCUCCCGAGGCGUGCCCGUGCUGGACCUCUACCUGGCGCAGGAGGCAGAGCGCAUGAAGAAGCGAACGGGUGCCGUGGAGAGGGUCGAAGAGCAGUGCCACCCGCUCAACGGGCUCAACUUCUCCCAGGUGCUGUUUGCGCUGAAUCAGACCCUGCUCCAGCACGAGAGCCUCCGGGCAGGCAGCCUGCAGGCCCCCUACACCACCGAGGACCUCAUCAAGCAUUACAACUGUGGGGACCUCAACGCUGUCAUCUUUAACCAUGACUCAUCCCAGCUCCCCAACUUCAUCAACACCACGCUGCCCCCGCACGAGCAGGCCACGGCCCAGGAGAUCGACAGCUACUUCCGCCAAGAACUCAUCUACAAGCGGAACGAGCGGAUGGGACGGCGGGUCAUGGCGCUGCUUCGCGAGAACGGGGACAAGAGCUUCUUCUUUGCCUUCGGUGCAGGUCACUUCCUGGGGAACAACACCGUGAUUGACGUCCUGCGCCAGGCUGGCUUUGAGGUGGAGCACACCCCACCAGGGAAAGCCGUGCACAGUUCCAGCCCCCGGAGUUCCCAGCCCCCUUCUCCGGAUCCUGUGGUGACCCCGGCUCCCACGGUGCCACGGAUGGAGCACCAGCCCGGCCUCCUCCCCGGCCUCCACGCCUCCCGGGCCAGGGGACGAGGAGGAGGAGGACGACGACGACCUGCUGUCACCCCACCUGCUGCUCUCCGACAGCCUCAGCCAGCUGGAGGAGUUCGGGCGACAAAAGAAAUGGCGGCGGAAGCAUCAUAAAGAGCAUCGGCCGAGGCAGUUCAAUGACCUGUGGGUGCGGAUCGAGGACAGCACAACCACAGUGCCUUCCCCAUCCAAGGCCACCGACAGCUAUGACACCGCCAAGCCUCCCAUUAGGUUCGCCAAACAGCUGGAGCAUCGGCCACCGCCAGCCCCACCGGAACCCCCAGGGCCCUCCAGGAGCUCUGCCCCAGUCGCCGCCUCUCCCCUGACUCUCGUCUUUCUCAUCACAGCUGGCGCCAUCUUCCCGCACAUCCUGGGGCCAUCCUGACUUCCAUGGACCCCCGGGGUAAAAACUGGAGGAGAGACCCUGGUAAUUUAUGAAUUGAUUCUGAGGGUGUGGAUACCCUCCCCUGCCUCUCGGGAGCCCCUGGGGAUGUCUCCCAGGCUCCCGAGAGGACUCUAGCCUCCUGGGGAGGGCUUGACACAUUUCUGGGAAACACUAAAAGCUUUCUCGUGAUGCCGACUUACAUCUUCUUUUUGUAGAAGGAUCUUAAUUUCCCCUAGUACUAUGGGGCUCGUUUUGUAAUAUAUUUGUCCAUGUUUUUAAAGAAAACAUAUUUAUUCUAUGAUAAACUUAUUUUUAUGAUGUAUAGGUUAAUAAUACACUUAUUAAACUGUAUUGCCAACCACCUAGCUAAAUUAAUAUUUCCUAUCUGUGACUUUAAUGCCUUCCUCCCUAAGAGUCCAGAGCAAGCUGUAGACUGGGCAAGGGGACUCGCCAUUGGCAUUCCCUGCCCCCACUGGCCACCCCUAUCACCCCCAGGGACUAGAGGAUUGAAGCGAUGGCCCACCUUCUGUGGGAGCUGGGGUGACAAACUCAGAUGAUGCAUGGUUUCAUCCAGAAGUCUGGGAGGAUGAAUGUAAGAACUGGGAGCCCCUCAACCCCUCGCCCUGAGGAAUAGCUACUCCCAGCAGGCUCAGAGGGGUGGGCAAGGGUGCCUUGCCCCAUCCCUGGGAGGAUCUUUGCUCAUGCAUAUGCUGCUAUUGUGAAUGCCCAGAGCAGGCACUGAAUUCACUUUUGAAUUCACCUGGGACCCCCUGGAAAAUGAUUGACCAAAGCAUACAAGUGAUGCUCCUUCGUGCGGCAGUGAGGCAGGAAGGUGGUCAUCAAGGAAGGGGGAAGCCCCAGAGUUAGAGGAGAGCUCCGAGGUCCCAUCAUUUGUCAGGGAUGAGGAUCGAGGUGCGGGGGGAGAAGGGGUUUGUACAAGCUUACAAAGGAAAAGAAUAUGAGAAAAGAGACCAAAACACAGGUCAGGAGAAAGAGGAGAAAUGUCUCUGAAGGAAACCCUGGGAGAGAAGGAAGAGGAAUAAUAUUAUCUCCACUGGACAGAUGGAAAAACUGAGGCCCAGUGACCUGAAGUGACUUACCUAAAAUCACCCAAAGAAAGACUUUCAUAGGAUUUAGAGAUGUAAGGACACUUAGAGAUCACCCUCUCCGAUUUCUUUAUUUUACAGAGUGGAAAACUGAGGCCCCUGGAGGGACAGGACUUUAUCUUAGGUCUCUUAGUAAGCGAGGAAGAAUUCUGGGGCUCUCCUCGUGAUAUUAUAACUCAUCAGGUUUGGGGUUAAUUGGACAAGUUAAUCUUACUGUAGGGGUUUCUGGGAUUUAGAGCCCGAAGGAAUCUCCAAUAUGGCAAACAUCUUAGACCAGAGAGGGUAAGGAAGUUGUCCAUAGGUCAGGAUUUGAACCCAGGGCUUUCUUGGACCAUUUCUACUUGGUCAUGAUGGCGAUUCAAAUUUUAUCCUGUUGUUGGAGUCAGAGGGAAAGGACGGCCUACAGGACCAGAAAGGGGGCAGGGUAUGCCCUUGCACCGAUCCCUUUCUGAACUCCUGUGAUGGUGAGGCCAGAUGGGCACAAAGCAGGUAUUCAGGUGUGCGCUUUGUAAGGGCAAAGACCACAAGCAGAUAGGAUCAGGACUGAGCCAGGGACCCGGGGCCAGGUCCACUCUGUAGUUAAGAGUUGGGGCUCAGACAAGGCUUGGCCCCCGAGUCAGCCAGCCUGUCUAUCACCUGAGAUCUUUCCUGAAUCCCCACAAUAUUUGUGCCUGAACGAGCUAAGCUCAGCUUAGGAACAUCGAGAGUGUUCAGGGAGGCUUCCUGGAGGAAGAGUUCACAUUUGGGGGGAGAAAUAGCCUCAUUUAAAGAGAAGAGGAGAGAAGAGAAGGGCUGCUUCUGUUUCUGGACUCUGUCAAGGUUGCUUUCCCAGGUUCCACUCUGGACCUCCACAGCAGUGACAAGUGUCCGGAAGAGAUCUCUGGAGCGAUAUGGAGAAGAUGCUGCCAUUGGGGUUGGGCAAGACACCACUAGACAGGAAUCGGAGACGUUCUCUGAGCCGGAAGGACCCCAGCGGUGUGACUCUGAGCAACAACCCUUACAAUGGUUUCCUCGAUGAACAAUCCUCCUUGAAGGAAAGCGGGGUUCACUACACUGGAGAGCGAGCCAUUCCUCUUUGGACCCAGCAGCCAAGAGCCUCGAAGAAUCUUGGUCUCUCACUUGCGUGCUCUUUUUCAAGAGCCAAGGCGGCAUCCUGGAAACAACUGAAUCCAGAGCCAGGGGACCAUUCACCCCAAGCUUGGACAUGACUUAGUUCCCUCUGCUCCCAGCACCGCCACCCCUUUACAGAGGAAGGAAUCAAGGUCUAGAGAGGACAAGGGCUCUGUCCAGGAUGGCAAGCUGACCCUCGAACCCAGGUUUUCUGACUCCAAAUUCCCCAGCCGUUCCAGAUUGCUGUGCCCUCGGAUCUUGGGGUUAAAUUCUGUCACUUCUGGAUUCUGCUUAAAAGUGGUAGGACCUUGAGCCAGUCAUUUUCCCCGGCUCAAGGUCUCUUUUCCCGCCCCUCUAAGAUGAAAGGAUUGGACUGGAGUGUGUCUGGGGUCCUUUCCAGCUCUGGGUCUCCUGUGAAGUUAUUACCUCCAGGCGGAGUCUCUGGCCAAGAAGUGACCAGCUCGGGACUAACUGUUCCCGGGAUGGUGAUGACAAGCUCCUGUGGCUCCCUUCAGUCUCAUCGCCCGACUAUCUCCGAGCUCGGGACCAGAUGCUGCUCUGUGGGAGCUGGGCUCCGCCCUCAGGCCCCUCUUCGUGCAGGAACGAGUCCUCCUGGGACCUCUUUUCAAGAGGCUUCAUUUCAGGCAGCUGGGCUGAGGCAAGGCAGGGGAGAAUGGACGCCUCUCCGGAGGGUCCGCUCGGCCCUCCAGGUCCCCACACCAGCGAUGGAACCUGAAACCCCGGCAUCCUGGCUGGCUUCUUCUUGGCAAAGAAGACACUUCCGACUGGUGCAAGAAAGGGGCUUAGCCAGCUUAGGAAGGGGGCUCCGAAGGCUUGUUGGACAUCAAACAGAGCUUGCAAAACAGGAUUCUGAUGAGAUAAGUGUAAAGGAAUUAGAAACACACAGACCAGACUUCCCUCCAACAUGCCCGCUGCCGCCUCUGGGGAGCGUGGCUUUGGCUCUGUAGGAAAGAAAGCGUUGGCGCAGACAGUCCAUGGGCAGAGAGUGGCCUCAAGCAUCCUGUGUGCCCAGGCCUGGGUAGGGCCGUAGCCUGACUCAUUUUUUUCAGCUUUAUUUUCCAUUUCAUGUUUUGGAAAGAACCAAUGAAGAUCCCAUCAGCCCUGAAGUCAAAGAUGAGCUCUUGGAGAACGAGGACCAGCCUACCCUUAGUGUGAGCACAGGAUUUUGUACACUGUAAGCGUUUAAUUGAUGCUCAUUCAUUCCUCAUAUAGAUGAGGCUCCCCCAGGGUGCUCCUCAGAGGACUCUUCUGGUCAGGCAGUCCACAAGUAUGGAUUAAGCUUCUAUUGCGUGUCAGACCCUGGGCUAAGCACUCGAGAAAAGUUAAAAAAUAAAUAAAUCAAGGUCCUGCCCUCCAGAGGCUUCCAUCCUAGAGUCAACCUAUGACCUCUGAUUCCAAAAGGAACCUGCAUCUGAGUGAGAAGCCUCUUGGUAAACUCUCAGCUAAGCGGGUGUCCAUCCUUUAUAUGAAGGCUCUGAGUGACAGGGAACUCAUUACCUGCCAAGGUGGGCCAUUCCACACUUGAAUAGCUCUAAUGGUAAGGAAGAUUUUCCUUGUGGAUCAUCUAAAUUUGUUUCUGUGCAUCUUCCCCAAUUGCUUGUGUCUUCUUGGGUCAAGCAGAACAAGAAUAAUCCUUCCCCACAAAAUCCUUUAGCAUUUGAAGCCAAAGUUCUCCUGCUCCCCCAUAGACUUGUUUCCUUCUGCUUUAAUAUCCUCAAAUCCUUGAACUGAUGCUUGUCCAGCCUAGUCUGCCUGCUUCUCUAGAGUCCUUCACUAUGGCUGCCAUGAACUCCCUACAUUCCUUCUCCUCUCUUCCCUGUUCCAGUUGGGAUGUCUUUGUGCUUUCUUUUUAGACCCUUCCCUUCUGUCUUGGAAUCAAUACUAAGUAUUGGUUCCAAGGCAGAACAGUGGUGAGGGCUAGGCAAAAGGGGGUAAGUGACUUGCCCAGGGUCACACAGGCAUUGUCUGAGAUUAGAUUUGAACCCAGGACCUCCCCUCUCUAGUCCUGGCUCUCUAUCCUUUGAGCCACCUAGAUGCCCCAGAACCCUGUGUUCUUGCCAGCUGCGAGGGAUGGGCAGGUCCAUCUUUUCCCAGAUGAAGUGAGAAGGGUUCCAUCCAAAGACUUUCCUCGAGGAAGCCCUUCGGGAUGCUAACAACCUUGCAGUCAGCACCUCGGGGAACACCUCAGAUGAAACUCUUUCAGCUCCCCAGUCUUUUUCCCGGUGCUGCGGAUCUGGGACUGAAAGCUAGAAGAAACUGGCUUCGAGACAAGAGUUUGAGGAUAAAUGGCGAGUUCUUGGAAUCACAAACACAUGUCCACACGAAAUGUGAUGUUAACACGUGUGAUGGCUCCAUGUGCAGAUGAGACUCGUGACUCCGGACCCAGCUCCACCCCAUUCCCCUCUACCCUCCUCAGUCAUUCCAGAGCUGAUCUCAUCAAGCUGACAGUCAUGGUGGACAUGGUGAGCGGAUGCAGCCAGGACCUGGUCUUUUCCAGUUGGACGCACCUCCUCUGGUCCUCCACCUCUGGAAUUUCUGGUUGUUCCGGGUUAUCGAAUUGAGAGUUGUCAGGGAUGUCAGAAGAUAGAAAGAGCAUGGCAUGUCAGAGCCAGGAGGAACCAGGGGGACAGAGAAAGGAAUAGAGGAAGUCAGAGCUGGGAGGGGUUUAGACGAUGGACCGUGGAAGGUUCUAGAGACCAUCUCAUCUCAAUUUCCUCAUUUUACAGAUGGGGAAAAUGAGGCUCCAACUGUUGUCGGAAAUAGCUUAUUGGCUAGCCUGGGUCAACAAUGAUGAUUUGAAUGUUGAGAAGAGUCUCUGAUCGUUGCAUAAGGAGAUUUGGAGUCUGUUCGUAUCUGUGACCUCCAGUUGGCCAUGACUUGACUUUGGGCAAAACUCAUGUGAAGUAAGAAGUCAGACUAGACGAUCUCCAGGUCCUUUCUCAUGCUAAAUCAAAGGAUUUGACUUCAUCUCCCCGGGCUCAGUUUAUUCCACCUGUCAAAAUGGGGUAGUCGCUGUAAGGAGUUAUUGGGAUAACGAAGUGAGAGCCUCGAAAUGGAAGCCCUUCCCAAAGUACUAGUUAAAAACUGACGCGUCAGAAAGGUGUGAUCAGUGUUUUCAGCCAAAGCCUGGGAAUGUUGGGGGGUGGAGGGGUAUUUUUUUUCAUUGGUAGAAAUUGUUAAUGCAUGGGGGCAGGGAGGGACCCCAACAACCAAUCAAUCCAUUCAUCGGCUCAUGAGCAUUCUUUCCUAGAAAGCACGGGCUGAGUUCUCUUCAGAGGGGCAAGAGGGCUCUUGGCAGGCUGGGUGGUUGCCCAUUCUAAGGAGAGAUCAGGUAUGGCUCUCUGACCUUCUGGGCCUCCAGGUAUUUGGGAAGAGGCUGACUCAGGGGCUUUAGGGAGGCUCCACGCUGGUUCCCCAGAAAUGUGCCUGCCCUUUGUCCUCUUCCGAUGGGGUGCCUGAACCUCUGCUGACCCUCCCAGUCUGUGGGCAUCCCUCGGCAAUAGCACCUCCUGACUGAUGAGUUUGAAAUGGUUCCAAAGCAACUGGGUGGGUUUUCUCCCUCCCACACUCCUCCUUUGAAGUUUUGUGAAGAAUUUCCUAAAGAAUGUAAUGAAAUGAAGAGGGAAAAAAGAUGUUAUUAAUGUUAUUUUGUCAAAAUAUUUUUGUAGCAUAAUAUAUUAAUAAUAAAAGAUAUUCUAAGUUCUC